GGGAAAUUCUUGGACCCCUGGCUGUUGCUGCCUUGUGAAUGUUGAUAAUUCGCUGCUUGUAUAGCGUAGCUUUCUACACUUUGGCCCUCCAAGACGCCUAUGCGAAGGGUUUGGGCUCGAUACCUUUCCUUGAGACAUGUGGCCUCGCAGCAUGCCGCGCCGGACGCCCGAGAUGGAUCGCGUGGCCCAAUUCCUGCAGGAAUGCGGCCUGUCUCAGUACACCGAGGUCAUGCGCCGGGCGGGCUUCGAUGAUAUGGAGACCUUGCAGGAGAUCGAGGACUCGCACCUCAAGGCCUUGGGCGUUUUGCCCGGCCACAUGAUCAAGAUCAAGAAGCGGCUGCGGGGCUACACAGGUCAAGGCCCCACCCCGACCCCUGCCCCUGCCACAGCCCGAGCGCCUGCACCAAGAGCCGCCACUUCUGCCUGUCCAAGCGCAGCCCGGUCUCGGCCACUGGGGCUGACUCGGACCAAGGGCUCGUCCAAGCCCACGUUGCCCAUUGCACAGGAGUGCAUGUGGCAAAAUUGGGCUAUGGACCGGGACCCAACAUGGCUUUGGGUUCUCGCUGUGCACCAACCAGAAUCGGAAAACGCAAGUGGUUUUCCUUGUCCCAAAACCAACCUGAGCUUCGGGCACCCUAAGAAAACCGGGACACAUCCAAAUCCGCGGAGGUGGCCCCCAAAGCGGGCACGCCGCCCGGGUGCAUGGCUGGGGACACCAUCGACGCGGUGCAGCGGAGCUGGCGCCUGGUGGAGCCAAAGGUAGGCCCAGUGGCGACCACCUUCUACCGGAACUUCUUCAGCCUGGCGCCCGAGAGCAAGGUGCUGUUCCCCAUGGCGGUGCGGAACCGCUGGAGGGAUUGGUCCUCCCUGGAGGAUGAGGUGGAAGACGACUUCGAGAACUCCUCAGCGCUGGUGGUGCUGUGGUCCAAGGUGGUCUACGCGGUGGGCGGCGCCGUGGCGGGGCUGAGGAACCCGGGGAAGCUGGUGCGGGAGCUCCACGCACUGGGCAUGCGCCAUGUGGCCUACGGCGCCACUGAGGAGCUCUACGCCAAAGCGGGCAAGGCCUUGCUCAUGGCGCUCGGCGCCCACCUGGGCCCGCACUUCACCCCGGAGGUGGAGAGCGCCUGGGUCAACGUCUACGACUUCAUCUCCUCCUCGGCGAUCUGUGGCCUGCAGAUCGCCCGGCAGCAGGAAGACGCCGUGAAGACUCUGCUGGAGUCCAUGCACGUGGCAGAUCCUUCCAAGACUCUGCUGGUUUCUCGCCCACGUGCGAUGGACGCAGACGCAGUCAAGGUGACUGCAUGCAUUCCAUCCAAGAUAAGUCAGGUCCCAUCGAGUAGCACGAUCUCCACCGUGCAACAAAGCUGGGCGAUCGUCAAGGAGCUGGGAACUGCUCAAAUUGGAGAGGCGAUGUACAAGCAUCUCUUCGUGAUCGAGCCCAGAGCCAAGGAGCUCUUUCCGCUGUCGGUGCGCAGGCGCUACUCGGAUCCUGGUGAGAAAGAAACGGACGACCUCCAGAUCUCAAGUGGCAUGCGGAACCUGUUCGGCACGGUGGUGGAGGCGGUGGGUCUGGCCGUGGCGGGCUUGAAAGAUGUGUCCACCUUGGUCUCGGAGCUCAACGCCCUGGGCAUGCGCCACAUCAACUACAACAUGAGGGAGGAGCUGUUCGCGAGUGGAGGUGAGGCUUUGCUUCUGACGCUGCGGGAUGGCUUGGGCGAAAAGCUCACGGAGGAGGUUAAGCUGGCCUGGGCGUCGAUCUACGAUUUCUUCUCCGCGUGCAUCAUCAGCGGGCUCCGGUUUGCGCAUGAAAAGCAGCUCCUGCUGAACCAGCUCCAGAAGCGCUCGAGCGAAUCCACCGAAUCCACCAGAUGCUCGGAGAGCAGCCCGGGAAAUUCUGCGAGUGCGCAGAGCCCGGAGGUGUGAGGCUCGGGCCGAGGCCAAAGCUGCCUCGGCCACCUUUCCUUCAAAGGGCAUGCGAUCGCCACUCGGUGCGCUUGUCUUGUGCCCGCCCUUCCCAGGUCUCAAAGUUAAUGUGAGACCAACGGUUUUCGGGGCACAGUUGUCCACAACCCAGUUGUCCAGUGUUCCCCUUUGUCCCCUUUGCCCCUUUUGUCCCUUUUGUCCUGUGUGCUCA
Molecule: messenger RNA, 2134 nt
Organism: Effrenium voratum
Lineage: Eukaryota; Dinophyceae; Suessiales; Symbiodiniaceae
Source: the annotation of a GenBank genome assembly